AUGAGGAUGGGCGAGGAGGUGCAGGGAGGUUCAGGAAUAGAUCCAGGACAAGUGAAGAUGAAAACAGCAGAUUAUAGCGUCGACUGCCCUCAACACCAGCCUGCAGCCCUAACACCAGCCCGCAGCCCUCUCAACACCAGCCCGCAGCCUCAACACCAGCCCACAGCCCUCAACACCAGCCUCGCAGCCUCAACACCAGCCCGCAGCCCCCAACACCAGCCUGCAGCCUCAACACCAGCCUGCAGCCCCAACACCAGCCCACAGCCUCAACACCAGCCUGCAGCCCCAACACCAGCCCACAGCCUCAACACCAGCCUGCAGCCCCAACACCAGCCUGCAGCCUCAACACCAGCCUGCAGCCCCAACACCAGCCUGCAGUCCCCACCAGCCCACAGCCCUCAACACCAGCCCACAGCCCUCAACACCAGCCCACAGCCCUCAACACCAGCCCACAGCCCUCAACACCAGCACUCCCUCUGUUUCUCCUCCUCUUGCUCUGGGAAAUCAACGCUCUCAUGUUGCUCUCAGUACACAAUCAGAUCUUUCUUCUACACUAAAAAUCCUUGGGCCGCUCAAGACUGUGUUCCCAACUUCUUUCAGAGCGUGGCUAAUGAGGUACUUCUUGGUGACUCGUGGAACUUCUUCUAG
Homarus americanus (American lobster) is the source of this 648-nucleotide messenger RNA. RefSeq names its product mucin-1-like. The transcript is spliced from 5 exons. The record is from RefSeq and is a predicted model, not a curated record. NCBI's taxonomy places the organism in Eukaryota, Metazoa, Arthropoda, Malacostraca, Decapoda, Nephropidae. The coding region runs from base 1 to 648 and encodes 215 amino acids.